This is a messenger RNA of Paramecium sonneborni, 871 nucleotides long. The record is from the annotation of a GenBank genome assembly. NCBI's taxonomy places the organism in Eukaryota, Ciliophora, Oligohymenophorea, Peniculida, Parameciidae.
AAAAUUUAUUUCUAUUAACUUCUAUGAAUUAUUCUGAUAUUUUAGGUCCCCAAGCAUAAGAAACUAGAUAUAUUACAAAUUGUGGAAGUAGAAUUAAAUUAGAUCAUAAUUUGUACUUUAAACAUGUGCACUCUUGCUAAAUAUGUAAAGAGAAGUCACCUUUUAUUAAUUAAAUGCAACAUUUAAAUAAUAUUGAAAAUUACUAAUUUUAUGAACUCAUUGGAUUAAAGUCAACAUUAGAAAUAUUGGUUGAUGAAAUAAAUUAAAAUUUUUAAAAGAAGGAAUUCUAUUCUGAUGAAUAUGAAGAAUUUUUAUUGAGUUUUGAUCCUUUUAUGUGUACUGACUGUGGUUCAGCUUAAAUUCCUUAAAAUUAAAAAGAAAUUAAAUACCACAUCAAAAACUGCAAAGAUGCUAGAGAAAAUGCUCCCUUCUAUUAGCAACUACAAAAAAUUAAUUUUUCCGAUUAUUGGGAAAUACAUAUUAAAGCCUUUACACUUGAUGUACUUUAUAUAAUUAAUUUGGUUACACUUUUCAUCAUUAAAAAACUAGUAACGUUAUUCAAUAUAUUGCAAUUAGGUUGAACAAUAUGACAAAUAAAAUCAAAAAAAUUUUAAAGGAUAAAGUCAAAAAUGUGAAUAAUGCGAAUCAUUUAAAUGUAUAAAAUAUUAAUAAAAAAAGCUCACUUUAUAAAUCAUGAAGCUUGUAAUACCAUGGUUUGUACUGAUUGUCAUAUAAAUAAAAUAAAAUAAUAAUUAUAAGAAAAUUGUCUAUUAGUAGUAUGCUUUAAAUGUUAAAAGAGGCUUUCCUCAUAAUUCAUUUAUGUAAAUUAUCUAUAUAACUUUAGAAAAUUGUUAAAGCAAUUAAUAAUUGA